CAUGGUCUAAAAUCCUCACAAAAAAAGAGUACCAAAAAACGAAAGAAAUACAAUUUAAACUUCUCUCUUCACUUGCUUCACGUCUCUCUCUUUCUCUUUCAUUUUUAUGUCAUUUUAAUCUCACAGCUCUCAUGAUUUUUACAACAACCAGAGUCUUUAAACUUUAUAUUUUUCUUCAUUAAAAACAAAAAGAGGAUGAAGGAGACGAUCAGGUGCUGCAUCGCCUGCAUCCUACCAUGUGGAGCCCUGGACGUGAUCCGCAUCAUACACUCAAACGGCCAUGUGGAGGAGAUCAGCGGCACAAUCACCGCCGGAGAAGUAAUGAAGGCACACCCGAAGCACGUGCUCAAGAAACCCUCUUCUUCACAGUCUGAUCAUCAAGAACGUGGUGAUCUCAUCUCAGCCACAAAGAUCGUCAUCGUCCCUCCGGAAGCUGAGCUCCAACGUGGGAAGAUUUACUUCCUCGUGCUUGCAGCUAAAUCCGAUAAACGUAAUGCAAAGGCCGUCAAGAAGCGGUCACAGACUCGUCGGCAACGUGAAGAAGGUCAUGAUGAUGAUAAGUCGAAUGGGGAUAAAGAUAAAAGUUACGACAAGGAUGUGUCACUGUUGAUAUCUGAUCGGUACUUGACGGAGAUACUGUCGGAAAAAAUCGCGACUCAAAAAGAACGGAGAAAGGGGCGCGUUGGCGUUUGGAGGCCGCACUUAGAAAGCAUAAAUGAAGAUUGAGGAAAACGCAUCGUUUUCUUUCAAAAGAAGAGUUUUCACUCGUUUUCUUUUGCGGCUGCGAUGCUUAUUAUGUAUUUUAGAAGAUUGGUUCAUAAUAGUCCUUUCAUCAAAAAAAAAAUAUUCAAGAGAAAGAUUUUGUUUACUUUGAAGUUUGAAUCAAAUUUCUUAAAAGCAGAUCAACAUCUUUACUUGGUUACUCCUCAUUUUACAUUUCAAUACAAAUAAUAUAGGAACUAGAAACUUAAAUCAAUAUAUCCUUAUCAAAUGUAUCUCAUAGAGUUUCUCAAAACAUUAUAUAAUAUUUUGGAUAUAUUUUAGUUUUCUUAGUAUAUUCAAAAGUUCAAUAAAUAGACAUUGUUAUCAGUAAAACAAACGAGUAAACUUUUAGCUAAUGAACAAAAAAUUAUAGGAUUUUAGUCUAAUUGUUUUCAUUCUGAUAAUUAAACA
This is a messenger RNA of Brassica rapa (field mustard), 1173 nucleotides long. RefSeq lists its product as uncharacterized. The record is from RefSeq and is a predicted model, not a curated record. Lineage: Eukaryota; Viridiplantae; Streptophyta; Magnoliopsida; Brassicales; Brassicaceae.